Patella vulgata (common limpet) is the source of this 2718-nucleotide messenger RNA. Its product is annotated as E3 ubiquitin-protein ligase RNF170. Gene Ontology annotation, molecular function: ubiquitin protein ligase activity; metal ion binding. Lineage: Eukaryota; Metazoa; Mollusca; Gastropoda; Patellidae. The transcript has a single exon. The record is from RefSeq and is a predicted model, not a curated record. The coding region runs from base 609 to 1403 and encodes 264 amino acids.
AUGAGGUUUGCCGAAUGCAUCACCAACCUUGAACUUGACCCGAAAGCAUCCUUGACCAUGUAGGAAAUCUACAAUACAAAGUACGUUUUACAAUUCUUGUGGGGGUUUUUUAAUGGAUUUUCAGUGAUUGUUUAAGAUAGAUAGUGCUGAGUAUUGCCACUGCAGUCAUGAUGCGAUACAUGUAGGCCCUUAGUAUCGCGAUUCAGGUGCUACGAUACGAUUCGUACCAGGUCAAUAUUUACCAAAACAAGAGAAAAAUGUACGAAUGAGUAGGACUGAAAUUGAUUUUUAUUGUUAUUAUUAGGCCUAGUGAUUAGUCCUGCUGAUCUCAGAAAAAUAAAACUGUUUUAUAUCACAAUAGGCCUAUUGAUAAGGUCCAAAAUAAUUUAAGAGUUUUAGUCAUUAGUGUACCUAUGAUGGAUAAUGUGUGAUGUUGAUAAUUACGGUGACAGCUAGGUUACUUACUGAAGCCACAAAAAAAAAAAAAAAACAUAAAAAAAGAAUCGUGAUGCAUCGAUUCAGUGAUCGUGAUUCAAUAUGUGAAUUGUGAGAAGGUGAAUCACGAUAAUUCAACGAUAUAUCGUGCCAGCACUAUAGAGAAUAAGAAAAUGUCAGGUUAUUAUUUGCGUAAAACUAACCUCAUAGAAGGGGUAGGUAAUGAAAUUCUGUAUGGUUUUGCAGCGUUUUUGGGGAUACUCAUACCUCUGAUUUACUUUGUAUGGAAGAUACAAAAUGAAGAGCGUUCAAACAAUAUUCACCCCGACAGUGCCAUUAAUGUGGCAGCAACCAGAGAACAUUUGAGUGCCAGAACACCAUCAAGAGCCAGAAGAGAUCAUAAUAAUCAGUUUACAUGUCCAAUAUGUCUGGGGGAUGCUGUAUUUGCUUCAGAAACUAAUUGUGGACAUGUUUUUUGCAGUAGCUGUUUCGUAGCAUAUUGGGAACAUGGACAUUGGUUAGGGGGAGUAAAAUGCCCGGUGUGUAGGCAAGCUGUUACAAUUAUGCUUUUCAAUUUUACAGAAGAAGAAGUUCAGACUCCUUCGGCCGAAAGAACUUUAAUUCAGGGUGCAAUAAAUCAUUAUAAUGCCAGAUUUUCUGGUGAACCUCGUCCGUUUUUAGAUUAUGUGCGAGAUUUACCUACACUUCUGCGUCAUGCCUUCUCUGAAUUUUUUACUGUGGGUGGAUUGUUGUGGAUGUUUAGAUUACGAGUUGUAAUGUGUUGUAUUGCUGCCUUAUUAUAUUUUAUCUCACCGUUUGAUAUCAUACCAGAAUCAAUGUUCGGACUUCUUGGUUUUCUAGAUGAUAUUUUUAUCAUACUGUUAUUAGCUAUUUAUGUUAGUCUUAUUUAUAGAAGAGUUGUUGAAAAUAGAGGCAGACCAACUGCCGAUAAUGGUACAGCCUUAUAGAAUUCUUUUUGUAAGCUUAAGGCUUUUAUUAUUAUUAUAAACACAAUGUAUUAAAUUACUCUGCCAGUAAUGUUUAAUUGUAAUGUAAGAAUGUCUAGUAAUAUACUGCAAUGCAAUGAAAACACCCCAAUGAUUUGACUGGAAGUGUUGGCGGGACUUAAUGCAGUUUUUGUGUGACAACAAACAUCAGGGGCCAUAACAACAUUGCUUUACCGUUUACACUAGGUACAGUGAGAAGUGGGCACAAGGGGUAAAAAUCCAAAGUUAGUGAUGGCGUCUAGUCAGAAUUGGUCCAAUGUAAGGCAGUCUGGCACGCAGUCCAGCAGAGUAUAGUCAGAAUCAAUUUCAAAAAGAUACAUGGAGAGUAUUGUGCUCAAGGAGAGUGUAGUCGGCAGCAAAUAGUGCCAGCACUGAUGACCCCAUAGCAGUAUGGGAAGCUGGCAAAAUGCAAUCCUGCAGAUGUUGACAGAUAAUAUGCUAGUCUUGUUAAGGUGAAUGUUAUGCAUGGCUGUCCAGCCUUUUUGCCAAUCUCUAUUCUGCUGGAAACAAUCAGCCAGGCACUGGAUGGUAGUGUGAUGGCAUCCAAAACUUCAGCUGAUGGCUCUGAUGCUCACACCGUCUUGAAUUAAUGUUGCACUUUCAGAAUUCAGAUGUCAACCUUAGCAUAUCAUUGCGUAUUCCACAGAUACAGAACUAUAAAAGUUGUACUGGCCCUUUCUUUUUGAAACACAUUUUAAAUUUUUAUAACCCCUGUCUGCACCAGAUCAUGAUUUUCAACAUUUCCAGUCUGCCGAAUUAGAGAAUUGAUCUGGGGUGUGUUCACACAAACACGAAAUUGUUAUUGUCAUUUGUUGUGAUCUGAUGUUGUUACAGUGUGUCUCUCAAACGAGAUGUGCUGCAUUUUCAUUGCGUCUCGGUAAAUUAUUAAUCUUUUUUUUAAAUACAACAGCUGAAACAAAUGUCAGAACACACAGUGCCUUUCAUUUAAAUUAUUUGGUACUGUGUACACUAGUAGUGUAUGGUAAUUAUUUCCAUAUUAAACAAACAUUAGUAUGUGUGGGGGUGGGGGUGGGAGGGUGUUUUUCGCUAGUAGGUAAGACACACUUUGGCAGGCAAUGAAACAUGCCCACCAGCUGCUAAAUUGUCUGAGGAGUUACAAGCUAAACAACUGACAAAAAUUUCAGGAAAAUUGUAUCAUAAUUGCAACAUUUAAAGGAGCUAAAUCUCUAUUCUUUGGCACCUAGAAAUGGACACAAAUGGCUUGCAAUGCAUAUAAUAAUGUAAUAUGAAUGUAUAUAAACUGAUUUACAUUCAA